AUGGGAUCAACCACCGGUGAGGCGUAUAACGUAAUAAGCUCGCUAGAAAUUGCAGACGAAAAUUACUCGGUCGCGUGGGAUUUAUUGAUAGAAAGAUACGAUAACAAACGUGUUAUAGUACAGAAUCACCUUAAAGCCAUUGUGAAGUUGCCCGUUAUGAACAAAGAAAAUAUAUCCGAGUUGCGUCAAAUCACGGACGGAGCAUCUCGUCAUAUUCAAGCGUUAAAGGCGUUAAAGCGUCCUACACAUAAUUGGGACGAUCUGUUGAUUUAUUUGCUUAGUUCUAAACUCGACGCGGUCACAAGCCGCGAAUGGCGAAGGUCACUGGUCGGCGAUGAACUACCCACAUUUAAACAAUUUUUAGAUUUUUUGUCACACCAAUGUCACAUUAUCGAGUCAACGCAGAAGCCGAGUAGCGCCUCGGCAAAGAAUGUGAAUUCGCGAUCACAAGUAAACGGUAAGCAGAAAACGUCGUGUAAUACGGCCGUCAAGGCGAAAUGCGUUUUUUGUAACGGCGAGCAUCUUGUAUACCAAUGCAAAACAUUUUUGGACUUAACUGUCGCUCAGCGCAUAGAAAAUAUUCGAUCUCGCAAGUUGUGUUUGAAUUGUUUGCGUUCAACGGCUCAUAUCGCCAAUAAGUGUCCGUCAGGGGGCUGCAAAACUUGCUCCCGCAAGCAUAAUACGUUACUACAUAUUCCAGGCGCCGCUACCGAGCAAACCAAGGCGAUCGAAGGCCCGAAACAAGAGUCUAGCAUUUCGAGCUCAACGGAAUCAAACGGAUCCAGUGUGGUAGUAACACAUUCUUCGAGUUCAGCAUCGAGUGCCAGCUCUCUUUUAUCCACAGCAGUUGUGUUCGUUCAAAAUAAGGACGGCUCGCAACGUUCUUGUCGAGUUCUUCUAGACUCCGGGUCGCAAGCCAACUUCAUAACUAAAAACCUUUCAGUCGCUUUAGGGCUAGUCCCUCGUUCAAUAGAAAUCUCGGUGUCAGGUAUAAGCGGAACGGCAACACAAGCCAAGCAAGCGGUCCAAAUUAAAUUAACUUCUAGAAUAAGUGCCUUUUCAUGGGUCCUGGAUUGUAUUGUUGUUGACCACAUAACGGACGACCUUCCUGCGUUCACUGUCAAACGCCAAUCAUUUGAUAUUCCUCGCAACAUCCCUCUAGCAGAUCCUCAGUUUAACGUCUCCUCUGGCGUCGACGUGUUGAUUGGCACGGAAGUAUUCUGGAGUCUUAUAUGUAUAGGACAGAUUAGGGCAUCUGAUAAACAUCCAACGUUGCAGAAAACUAGAUUAGGAUGGAUAUUGGCAGGCAAGCUUAACAAAUGUCCUUCGCGUUCUCUAUGUGUUACUUCCCUACACGCUUCAGUUAGUAAUGUCGAAUUGAACGAUCAGCUCACAAACUUUUGGAAGAUGGAGGAUUUUAGGGGAGGUUCUAAAACAUACACUAUAGAAGAAAGGCUUUGUGAACAACACUUCGUAAAGACGACGUUACGGAACGAGCAAGGUAGAUACGUGGUUCAACUACCGCUUAAGCAACAAUUAGUCGAUAAUUUAGGCACAUCAAGGGAUAUUGCGCUAAAUCGUUUACGUUCGUUGGAAAGACGUUUCGAUAAGGAUCCCAAUUUAAGGGUGCGAUACUCGAACUUCAUACAUGAAUAUAUCGAUCUAGGUCACGUACGUCAGAUAUUGGAGGAGGAUCCAAAUGAACCCGGUGCUUAUUACAUGCCUCAUCACUGCGUGUUGAAAGAGGAUGCCAAGAGCACUAAGCUCCGCGUAGUUUUCGACGCAUCCUGCAAAGCGGAUAGCGGACUUUCAUUAAACGAUAUAAUGAUGGUAGGGCCGGUUAUUCAGGAUGAUCUUUUCUCCAUACUUUUAAGGUUUAGGAUUCAUCUUUACGUUCUCGUGGCAGACAUAGUUAAAAUGUAUCGGCAGGUAUUGGUCCAUCCAUCUCAAACGAAACUGCAGAGAUUUCUAUGGCGCGAUGACAAAACUUUAGACGUUCAAAUAUUUGAGUCGCUCGUUGUCACGUUUGGCGAAGCCGCAGCUGCCUUUUUGGUCAUAAGAUGUCUCAUCGAUUUAGCAGAGCGAUACGAAAAGGAAUUCCCGAUAGCGUCUUUGAUUCUAAAGCGUGACUUUUACAUGGACGAUAUGCUCACCGGAGCUGACUCGAAGCAGGAAGCAUUAGCAAUACGCGAUCAGAUAAUACCAUUAUUAAGAUUAGGCUCUUUUGAGCUUAGCAAAUGGGGGUCUAAUUGCCCUGAGUUAUUAGCGGGUAUUAGCGAUCGAAGUGACAGAGUCGUGCCUUUCGACAAGGACAACAAUUUCCGCGUAUUAG
This is a messenger RNA of Temnothorax curvispinosus, 2332 nucleotides long. RefSeq lists its product as uncharacterized. The transcript has a single exon. The annotation marks the transcript as partial. The record is from RefSeq and is a predicted model, not a curated record. NCBI's taxonomy places the organism in Eukaryota, Metazoa, Arthropoda, Insecta, Hymenoptera, Formicidae.